CUCAUCUUGUGGGUCUGGAUUUCCGCUCUCGUGUUUCCUGUCAGAGCAGCAGAGGGCUCAGCAUAGGGAGGGGCGGCCGUGCCCUCUCCAGCUCUCUGGGUCCUGGCCCCAGACACCACCCUGUAGAGCUGCAGUCCCAUCCCCUCCAGGGCGAUGGCUCCUUGGCCCAAUCCUGCCUUGGUCUCCUUCUGGCUCCUGUCUCUCUGCUCCAUCACCCUGGCUGGGGUUCACCAUAUCUCCUAUCUCCAGCUCAUCUCCCCUCAGGUGGCCUCUGGUCUGCCCAAGCGACUGCAAGUGAUGAGGGUGAAUGACCUGGUGCUCUCAGUCUAUGACAGCAACACGCGCAGGCAAGCUCCCCGCAAUGGGUACAGCCCAGGGAACCAGGAAAGCCAGCAGUUCUGGAAUGCACGCAGGGCUGGGUGCCUGGCCUGGGACUUCUGGGUGGAGACCGAGUACCAGGGCCUGGUGCGGGAGAUGAACGCCAGCGCCCCAAAGGCGGAGCCCUACUACAUGCAGGUCUUGAAGACCUGUGAGCUGGACGAUGCCACCGGUGCUGUCCGAGCUGUCACCAGAUAUUCCCUCAAUGGGGAGGACAUGCUGCAGCAUCAGACCGACCAGAACCGCUGGUUUUCGGUGCACCCGGCAGCCUGGCGAGUGGCAGAACGCUGGAACCGUGAAGGGGAGACUUCUGCUGUGCUGAACCACCUCCCACUGCAGCAAUGCAGGUUUUGGAUGGAGAGGUCUGUGCCAUUCACCACUCAGAAGACAGCCCAGCCCUCAGUGCAUGUGGCCUUCGUCCCACGGACCCAGGACCGGCAGCAGCGCCUCGUCUGCCACGUGACGGGGUUCUAUCCCCGUGACAUCGAGGUGACCUGGGAGCGGGGGGGCCAGGUGGCCCUGGGGGAGCAGCUGACCAGCGGGAUCCGGCCAAAUGGGGACCCCACCUUCCAGAUCCAGGUGUCCAUCGAGCUGGGGCAGGAGGGGGUCGGCCCUGCAGAGCAUGUGUGUGUGGUGAGACACAGCAGCCUGGGGGAUACCCCUCUGAGGGUGACCUGGGAUUCCCAGGCCACAGGCCAACCUGGUAUCCUGGUGAUUGUUCCUGUCUGCAUCCUUGCGGUGCUGGGAAUCGGGGCCCUGGGCUGGUACCUAAGGAGGAGGCCAGGGGCCCAGAAGGGGCCGUAUCAUCCGGCACAGACACAGCCAGAGACAGUCGACUCUGCUCCAGCCACCACUAAGCCAGCAGGAGCCUCCUCGUCCACAGCACCUUCUCUCACACAUGCCACUGAGUGACCAGACACGCAGGCAGCUGUGUAAUGGCCAUCACCGCAGACUGGAGCCACAUGGACCAUCCCUGGCAAAGGGGAGGUGCAGGGGGCGGAGGGGGGGGGGUAACGAAUAAGGCCAAAAUCCCUGAGGUACAGGGUGGGCUGUGUGACGUUGCACUCCAUAUGUUUUAUGGAAAUAUGCUUAUGAAUGUGAAUAUGAUGUAAAUGGAAUAUGCUUUA
Molecule: messenger RNA, 1505 nt
Organism: Chrysemys picta bellii (western painted turtle)
Lineage: Eukaryota; Metazoa; Chordata; Testudines; Emydidae
Product: rano class II histocompatibility antigen, A beta chain-like
Biological process (GO): antigen processing and presentation, exogenous lipid antigen via MHC class Ib; antigen processing and presentation, endogenous lipid antigen via MHC class Ib; positive regulation of T cell mediated cytotoxicity
Cellular component (GO): external side of plasma membrane
Molecular function (GO): lipopeptide binding; endogenous lipid antigen binding; exogenous lipid antigen binding
Source: RefSeq, a predicted model, not a curated record